This is a messenger RNA of Ilex paraguariensis (yerba mate), 805 nucleotides long. The record is from the annotation of a GenBank genome assembly. Lineage: Eukaryota; Viridiplantae; Streptophyta; Magnoliopsida; Aquifoliales; Aquifoliaceae.
CUGUAGUUCACAAGUUCUUUGGCGAAAAGAGACAGAACAGAGAGGCGCGGGCGAACACCGCAAGCUUCGGUGUCUCCGCCUCAUUCUCUCUCAAACGCAGUGGCCCACACAUAUAUGAACUUUCGUUAUUAAAUUGUCCACCUAAAUUCCCGAAUUUCCUCUCCGAGUCCAAACCUUCUCCGCUAGAUAUUCUCCAAUUGAGUCUCUCCAUAUAUGAUCCAUUAAAAUGUCGGUGGUUUCGAACUUUACAGCGUGCCAGGGCGGUCAAUUAUCGGUUGCUUUAGCAGAUAACGGGUUAAGGAGAGGGUCUGCGUCGUCGAUCAAUCAAAUGGCGAAGUUUUCGAGGCCUUUUGUGAACGAAAAAUUCCAGGUUUCCCGGUUGGCUGUUACUCACCUGAGGAGGGUCUUCCAAGGGCGAAGUAUUCAAAUGACAGUAGUAGAUGAGAGGCUGGCACAUGGAAAAGUCAUGGUCAAGCCUUCUGAAAUAUUGGCAUAUGACCUUGUUCAAGGAGCACUUGUAAGAUGGAGUUAUAUUAUGGACAAAUCAGUUCCUGAUCCUCCAACAGCUGUUCUUCUGCAUGGCAUACUAGGUAGCAGGAAAAACUGGGGUAGGUGCUUACUCUAUACUUUUGUUCUAUUUUCUAAGAUUUAUCUUAAAAUGAUUGAAAGUUUUAUUUUCUCUUGUUGCAAUUACAAGCUAAGGUUGUAUGACAUGAUUGUGUAUGAUGCUCUCAUAGUGUGCAUGUCUUCUCUCCUUCGUGCUACUUCCCACAAAAAGGAUUACACAAUAUCAAUUGAGGACUGA